Gordionus sp. m RMFG-2023 is the source of this 1319-nucleotide messenger RNA. RefSeq lists its product as uncharacterized. The transcript has 4 exons. Lineage: Eukaryota; Metazoa; Nematomorpha; Gordioida; Chordodea; Parachordodidae. The record is from RefSeq and is a predicted model, not a curated record. Gene Ontology annotation, molecular function: DNA binding. Gene Ontology annotation, cellular component: nucleus. The coding region runs from base 238 to 1047 and encodes 269 amino acids.
UAAAUUUUACAUUUUCACGAAUAACUUUUUUUAUAAAAGUUGUUCAGACUUAAUAUAAAUUCUAAAUGAUAAAAAAAUCUCCAUUUUAUCAUAUAUAAAAAUAUUGACAAUCAUUAUGUUAAUUUAAUAUUCUAAAUUUAAUUUUUAAAUGAUCCUGUGGACCUGGGGAAGGUAUUAGCGGGGUGCGUCUUUUCCUUUUACAUACAUUCAUUAAAAUAUUGGUUCUGAUUUUGUAAAAUGGUUCGAACAUAUAUUAGAAAAACUAACAAAGAAAAUAAUGAUAAUCUAAAGGCAAGUAUUCUUCAAAUGCUGAAAUAUAAGAUACCUUUGACAGUUAUAACCAUGAAAACGAAUUUAAGUUAUGGGAGCAUUAAGAGGUAUAAUAAAUUGUUCAAAAGAAAUGAAGAUUUUCAAGAGCGAUAUCUUCACAGAUCAGUAUUUUCUCCUAUUCAAGAAGCUAAAUUAACAGAUUAUUUAAUUAAAGAAUCAAGAUUAUUUUCAGGAUUAUGCCCUAAUCAAGUUAGAGUUUUAGCUUAUCAAAUGGCCAAGAGGUAUAGUUUACAAGUACCAAAAUCUUGGGAAAUAACUCAAUCAGCUGGUGAAGACUGGGUUGGAGCAUUUAUUAAAAGAAAUCCAACUAUUUCUUUGAGAACACCAGAGGCUACAAGUAUAGCCAGGGCUACCAAUUUUAAUAUGAAAAUGGUUGAUUUAUUUUUUAAUAAUUAUUUGACUGUCACAAGGGAAAAUAACUUUCUACCAUGUGAUAUAUAUAAUAUGGAUGAAACUGGAUUAACAACAGUUCAACGGCCUAAUAAAGUUAUUGCAAGGAAAGGCGAAAAACAGGUUGUGGCAAUUACUACAUCAGAAUGUGGUACACUUAUGACCUUGGCAAUUGCUGUCAAUGCUCUAGGAAAUUCUAUUCCACUUAUGUUUAUAUAUCCCAGAAAAAAAUUUUAUGAUCAUUAUUUAAGAGAUGGCCCUGUAGGAUGCAUUGGCGUGUCUAAUGGUUCUGGGUGGAUGCUGGCUGAAGAUUUUAUAUAUUUUUAAAAUCAUUUUAUAAAAUACACUAAGCCCAGUCAAGAAAAAAAAGUUUUGCUUAUAUUAGAUAAUCAUAAAUCUCACCAAUCUAUUGAAGUCAUUGAGCUGUGCUCUGACAGUGGUAUAGUUCUAUUGACUCUCCCUCCCCUCUUUACCUUACAAAAAAAUAGCCAGAUCUAGGGCUAAUAAUCUGAAAAAAAAAUAAAACCAAUAAUAAAAAAAGUUUAAAUAUGAAUGCUGGCAAAAAAGAAUUUUGUUUAGUGUGCCACAAAAACUAUCAA